GCAGGUUGUAUGACGAUGCCCCAGACAAAAAGCGUUGGUCAGUUUGGCGUAAUGAUGGGAUGUCUUCUAGACAUGAGUACAAUAGAGGCUGGUCUGGACUACAAUGGAUAUGGUUGUUACUGUGGCUUCGGAGGUCAAGGUGUUCCUCUUGAUGAUACCGAUAGGUGUUGUCAGACCCACGAUGACUGCUACUCAGUCGUACAGAACAGUGACAUGUGCCGGAGUUCCAACCAAGCCUACACCAUUACCUAUAACUACAACGCAUUGCAAUGUGGCACCUAUCGUGCACAAAUCGUUUGCUCUGAUGCAAGCAGUUAUGACGCAGAUUACAAGUACACAGACUGUGCUAUGGCUAUGUGUGCCUGCGACAAGGCAGGAUCAGAAUGCUUUCAACGUUACAGACCAACCUAUAACGAGGGAUAUAAGAGAUAUGACAAGGAUAGCUGCUGAUAGACGCGUAUCUCUCUCUGGAUUCAUUAUUGUAUUACUAUGAGGAGAUAGAAGAAAUAACAAACCAUUGAAUAAUACUGAUUGUCCUCAUACAUUUCUUUUCAACUACAAUAGAAAAUGAAUGUUAGUUUCAAAUUUGGUACUUUUAAGGUACUAUGUCCUAUUUGCAGGCCCAAAAAAAGAAGGUUAAAUUCCAGCAGCAUUUGAAAGAUAAUACUGAUUUAGAACUUCCCUAGAAAAAAGGGGGCUUGAAAAUAUCUUUAAGUGGAAAAAU
Molecule: messenger RNA, 724 nt
Organism: Strongylocentrotus purpuratus (purple sea urchin)
Lineage: Eukaryota; Metazoa; Echinodermata; Echinoidea; Camarodonta; Strongylocentrotidae
Product: phospholipase A2 AP-PLA2-I
Exons: 3
Coding region: 10-450 (146 amino acids)
Biological process (GO): arachidonate secretion; phospholipid metabolic process; lipid catabolic process
Molecular function (GO): phospholipid binding; calcium ion binding
Source: RefSeq, a predicted model, not a curated record